GCUUAAUAUUCGUCUGGCCUCACUUCAUACUCCUUAAGGCUCUUCAUCGACGAAAAUGAGGUGGUCUUCGAUCGUGUCAGUAUCGGCGGUCCUAUCGACAACUGCAGCGAUAGUCCCCUCGACACAUGGCGUCCAUGAACAGCGCGAUGUGCACUCCUCCCGAUGGAUGAAGCUGGACCGUGUGAGGCCCGAAGCUAUCCUACCAGUACGGAUCGCUCUGGCGCAGAACAACCUGGACAAGGGCCAUGAAUACCUGAUGGACGUCAGCCACCCCGACUCUCCCAACUAUGGAAAGCACUGGACUGCCGACGACGUGAUCGAUGCGUUCAGGCCAAGCGAUGCGGAUGUCGAAGUCGUCCGGAGCUGGCUUGUGGAGUCUGGGAUUCCCCUUGAGACCAUCACUCAUUCGGAUAAUAAAGCACAUUCCACGCAUCAACCAGCAAGGUCGAGGAGCUCCUGCACACCGAAUACCAUGAAUAUCAAGACCGCCGCACGGGUGGCGUGAUGCCCGCCUGCAACGCCUACCACGUCCCCAAAGACAUCCAACCCCUGAUAGACUACAUCACCCCUGGGAUCAAACUCCUCGCACCCACCGACGAGCUCACAGAGCAAGGCCGCCAAUUCCUGGAGAAGCGUGGGAACCCAGCUUCUCCAGGCUCUGGGUCCGUCCCCAAAGAGUCUGCGCCCAAACGCGCGACGAAAUGGCGCCCGAGCGCAGCGGGACACUCCCUGUUCGCACAUGAAGAGCAUGACCUGUCAGAUUUGAGCACCUGUGAUGUUGCUAUCACGCCUGCGUGCGUGGCAGCGCUUUACCACAUCCCGCCGGCACCAAAGCAUGUGGAUCCGAGCAACACGAUGGGUAUUUUUGAGGCUGAAUUACAGUACUGGGAUCAGGUUGAUCUUGAUUUAUUUUUCACAAAUUUGACGCACUGGAUUCCGAACGGAACUCAUCCGAUUGAUAAUAAUGUUGAUGGUGGCGUAGCACAGACAACGGACUUGUCUGAGGCAGCUAUUGAGUCGAUGCUAGAUCUUGAACUUGCGUACCCAAUCGUAUAUCCUCAAAGUAUCACGGUCUGGAAUGUGGACGACAUCCAUUACCAGACCUGGGAAAAUGACACAUAUACAUGGGGUUUCAAUACUCUGCUCGAUGCCAUUGAUGGCUCUUACUGCACCUACUCAGCGUACGGAGAGACUGGUGACUUGGACAACUGGGAUCCAACGUAUCCUGAUCCAGGUUCGCAGCGUCCGCAAGCAACCCGUCGCGCCUUGGCUAACACCCUCACAGGUCCAGACGGCUACAACGGCACCCUGCAAUGCGGUAUUUUCAAACCCACCAACGUCUUCUCUGUCUCCUACGGCGGGCAAGAAGCCGACGUGCCCAUCGCCUACCAGAAACGCCAAUGCAACGAAUACCUCAAGCUCGGCCUGCAGGGCGUCUCUUUCCUCUUCGCGUCUGGCGAUUCCGGUGUAGGAAACUACCCUGAGCCAUACGGCUACGAUGGCCCCACCGGCUGCCUGGGACCGGAUUACAACAUCUUCAAUCCUACGUGGCCGAAUAACUGCCCGUACAUAACAAACGUAGGUGCGACGAAGGUGUACCCAGGAAAGACGGUUUUCGAGCCUGAGAGUGCGGUAUACGACCCAGCUGGAUUUCCUUAUAACGUCAAUUAUAGCUCAGGCGGCGGUUUCAGCAACGUCUAUCCUAUUCCGGAUUACCAGAAGUCAGCCGUGGCGACCUACUUUGCCGACCACGACCCUGGCUAUCCAUACUACAGCAGUCUCGCACAGCUCGACCCAAGCGACGUCUACGCCCUCCCCAACGUCACCCUCCUGGCUGGAGACACGGGGGGUAUCUACAACCGCAUAGGCCGCGGGAUCCCGGACGUCGCGGCCAACGGUGACAACAUUGCCGUCUGGGUGGGAGGCGAAUUCGGACUCUCGGGGGGGACGAGCGCGUCCACACCCAUCUUCUCGGGGAUCAUCAACCGCAUCAACGAGGAGCGGAUCGCGGCGGGUAAGGGCCCGCUGGGAUUCUUGAACCCAGCGUUGUAUGCCCACCCGGAGAUAUUGAAUGAUAUCACCAAUGGCACGAACGCGGCGUGCAAUGAGGGAGGGUUCAAUGCGGUGAAGGGCUGGGACCCGGUCACGGGGUUGGGGACACCAAAUUUCCCGAAGAUGUUGGCUUUCUUCAUGGGUUUGCCAUAGGGCUUGCGCCCAGCGAAACAACAUUCGGGAGGCUCACUGUGGGCCGUUCUUACAUAGAUGACCGUCGAUACACGAAAUUGGAAACAGUGAACCCUUCCCAA
This is a messenger RNA of Diaporthe batatas, 2306 nucleotides long. RefSeq lists its product as uncharacterized. The transcript is spliced from 4 exons. Bases 505 to 2205 code for a protein of 566 amino acids. Gene Ontology annotation, biological process: proteolysis. NCBI's taxonomy places the organism in Eukaryota, Fungi, Ascomycota, Sordariomycetes, Diaporthales, Diaporthaceae. Gene Ontology annotation, molecular function: tripeptidyl-peptidase activity; serine-type endopeptidase activity. The record is from RefSeq and is a predicted model, not a curated record.